AUGGAAGACAAAUCUUGUCAAAAGGUUGACCUGAACCUCGAUAUCAGCAUCGACCUCCCGGCAAAUGCUCCGGAAGGCCAUCUCCAUCUCCUCAAUGUGAAAAGACCUCGAAAUAAUCCUCAACCUCCAAAAUACAAGAAGCGCAAAUCAAACCAGAUUGAAUUCCCGGAAGAUUUGUCUUUGGUUGAUGUCCUAGCAACUAUACUCUUCGACUGGAAACCGGCAGCACUUCAUCACCUUCUCAACGUUCAAAACAAACAAUUUUAUUGUGCAGCUGCAUGGACAGAGUACAUAGUAGAAUACAGACCUAUGGAAAAUCGCAUACAUCUAAUACCUUCAGAAAGAGUCGAAAAAUGCGCCUGUAAAGAAAUCGAGAAGAACAUGGCUCAGCGUAUGGAUCAGAAAUAUCUAGCCGAUGGCAUACUCCAAGAUAGGAUUUUCCCAGUUUUGAUGUACGAGCCUGAAGCUAAGAGUACAAAGGAGCAGAAAUCAAAGGCAACUACUACAAAUGAGCUCAACGAUAUCGGGCGGGAGUCAAAUACUGAGAGCAGCUCUGAUACUCUAAUGGAAGGAAAUAUAAACGCAAGGGUCACGGAGCUCGAAAGUCAGGUAUUGGUACUGCAGAACUCGAUCAAGGAACUUAUUGGUCCAGUAAGAAAAAGGCGUCUAGAGGGUCAAUCAGAAAGUGUUCGGGGCAUCGAUUUAGAGCAGAAAUAG
Messenger RNA from Botrytis byssoidea, 717 nucleotides. RefSeq lists its product as uncharacterized. The record is from RefSeq and is a predicted model, not a curated record. The coding region runs from base 1 to 717 and encodes 238 amino acids. The transcript has a single exon. Lineage: Eukaryota; Fungi; Ascomycota; Leotiomycetes; Helotiales; Sclerotiniaceae.